Messenger RNA from Saprolegnia parasitica CBS 223.65, 1357 nucleotides. RefSeq lists its product as hypothetical. The transcript is spliced from 7 exons. Gene Ontology annotation, cellular component: vacuolar membrane. Gene Ontology annotation, biological process: amino acid transmembrane transport. NCBI's taxonomy places the organism in Eukaryota, Oomycota, Saprolegniomycetes, Saprolegniales, Saprolegniaceae. Gene Ontology annotation, molecular function: amino acid transmembrane transporter activity. Bases 26 to 1312 code for a protein of 428 amino acids. The record is from RefSeq and is a predicted model, not a curated record.
CGACGGGAUCUUGUGCAAGGGGCGCAUGCAGGCGCGGGCCAAGCGCGUCUCUCUCGCCCAUGCAGAGAAGGCAGCGGUCCAUUUCGCCCGGCGCGAUGCUAGCGAGCCGCACAACUCGUGGAUCGACAGCAUGUUCAUCGUCGUCGCCAACGUCGUCGGCGUCGGCGUGCUUGGCCUUGCCCACGCGUUCGCCAUGCUUGGCUGGCUAUGGGGCAUUCUCGCUCUCGCCAUCACGCUGGGCGGUUCGCUCUACAGCGGCCUUCUCAUGACGCGCAUGAAGGGCCGCGUCCCGACCGCCUUGGUGUACGCCGACUUGGGCCACGCUGCGUACGGGGACCUCGGGCACGCUUGCAUCACGCUCUUUGGCUACACAUACAUGACGGGCAUCUGCCUCUCGUACCAGCUGACCGCAUCGCUCUUUGUAAAAGAGCUCACGAACGACCUGUGCUUUGUUUCUUGCGCGACCAUGGUCGCAGCCUUCGUCUUGCCGCUCGCGCAGUAUCGUAAUUUUACCGAAAUGACGUCGAUGGCGGUCGUCGGCGCCCUCUCCAUCGUCGUGCCUGUCCUUCUCAUUAUCGUGGAAGUGGCGUGGCAUGGGCGGUUCCAGGCCGUCGAUACCGAGUGGGUUCCGUCCGCCACGGGCUUUGAAGCAGCCACGGUCGCCUGCAUGGACGUCGUCUUUGCCAUGGCAGGACAUGUCUUCUUCGUCGACAUCAUGUCCGAGAUGAAGCACCCGUCGUCGUUCCGCCAGUCGCUCUACGGCGCGACGUCCUUCUUGAGCGUCGUUUACUUUACGAUUGCGAGCGUGGGCUACUAUUGCAUUGGCACGUCCGUGCUCAACCCGAUCACGCAAAACCUCGCCAGCGAUGUCGCCCGGCGUUGGUGCAGUGCAUUUGUCUUGAGCCACAUCAUCGUCGCGUACGUCAUGGCCGUCAUGGUCCUUGCCCGUAACAUUGAAAUCGACCUUUGCCACGCGCCGCACGAAGACAGCGCGCACGCCACCUUGAGCCAGCGCCUCUUGUGGCUCGUCUUGACGUUUAGCAUUGUCUGCGUCGGCUUCCUCGUCGCCAAUGUCCUGCCCUUUGUCAACGACCUCCUCGGCUUCGUCGGUGCCAUGAGCGGCGUCACGACGACGUUUGUGUUUCCGUUCCUGCUCGCGCCCGUGCUGCUGCACGACGAGCUCUCCAAGCGCCAUCGUCUCGCGCUCUACGCGGUCGCGAUCGGUAGCACGGCCAUCGCCGUCCUCGGUGUUGUCUGUGCGGUCCAGCGCAUGUCCAGCUCCUACGAGACCCGGCGUCCGUUCUCGUGCUAGCGCAUACAAUCAUCGCAUUCGAAUCAAUCAAAAGCACUGUACGAG